AUGACGGCUAUCAUGUUGCUGACUGACCCGGAGGUGGAGAGCAGUCUGUUGAUCAGCUCCGACGAAGGCGCCACCUACCAGAAGUACCGCCUCAGCUUCUACAUCCUCAGCCUGUUGUUCCACCCGGAGCAGGAGGACUGGAUCCUGGCCUAUAGCCACGAGCAGAAGCUCUACAGCUCGGUGGAGUUCGGGCGGAGGUGGCAGUUGGUGCAUGAGCGGGUGGCGCCCAACCGCUUCUAUUGGUCUAAACUGGGUUUGGACAAAGAACCAGGUUUAAUUCACCUGGAAACCAGCAUCUCAGAAGGACAAGCGCUGUAUGUCACCUGCCGCCUGCAGAACUGCACCGACGCCAACAAGGCCAAACCAUUCCCUGGCUACAUUGACCCCAAUUCUCUGGUGGUGCAGGACGAGUAUGUGUUUGUCCAGGUGUCGACUGCAGGGAGACCAAUAUAUUAUGUAUCUGCCAAGAGAGACGUGUUUACACCAAUGAAGCUGCCCAAGUACACCUUACCUAAGGACUUACAUGUGAUCAGCACAGAUGAAAACCGUGUGGUUGCAGCUGUGCAGGAGUGGAACCAGAAUGAAACCUAUAACCUUUACGUGUCGGACACAUCGGGCGUCUUCUACACUCUGGCCCUGGAGAACGUGGUCAGCAGUAUGGGUGUGGAGGGGAACGUCAUGGUCGACCUGUAUGAGGUGGCAGGAAUCAAAGGCAUGUUCUUGGCCAACAAAAAGACGGACAACCAAGUGAAGACGCACAUCACCUACAACAGAGGACGAGACUGGAGACUCCUGCAGGCGCCCAGCAAAGACCUGCACGGCAACGCUGUCCACUGUCUCCUGCCGUACUGUUCAUUACAUCUACAUCUGCACGUGUCCGCCAACCCCUACACAUCUGGAAACAUCGCCAGCAGAGAGUCAGCGCCAGGGAUCAUAGUGGCAUCAGGCUCCAUUGGCUCAGAGCUGACCACCACCAACGUCAGUGUGUUCAUCACCUCGGAUGCAGGAAACACAUGGAGACAGAUCUUCAAUGAGGAGUAUGCGGUUCUGUUUCUGGAUCAGGGCGGAGCCUUAGUGUCCAUCCGACACACUCCACUGUCCAUCCGACACCUGUGGUUGAGCUUCGAUGAAGGUCGUCAGUGGAACAAAUUCAGCUUCACCAACACACCUCUGUUUGUGGACGGAGUCCUGGGGGAGCCGGGGGAGGAGACGCUCAUUAUGACGAUCUUCGGACACGUCAGUCAUCGCUCCGAGUGGCAGUUGGUGAAAAUAGACUUUAGGUCCAUCUUCAACCGCAGAUGUACGGAGGAGGAUUAUCAGACCUGGCACCUCCACAACCAAGGGGAACCGUGUCUCAUGGGAGUCAAAAGAAUCUAUCGCAAACUGAAGCCUACGUCCAGGUGCGUUAUGGGAAAGUCCUACUCUGUCUCCAUGACGACGGGACCCUGUGAAUGCACAGAGGCCGACUUCGAAUGUGACUACGGUUACGAGAGGCGGAGCAACGGCAGAUGUAGCCAUGCCUUCUGGUUCCAUCCGUCGUCCAUGUCCAGGAGCUGCACCACAGGGAUGACGUUCCUGAACAGCACCGGUUACCGUAAAGUGGUGUCUAAUAACUGCACGGCUGGAGUCAGUACUGAGUACACAGCCCGGAGGCAGCAGUGUCCCAGUCAGGCCCCCAGAGGCCUCCACCUGGUCACCAGUGAGGGCACCCUGAGCACGCUGGGACUGAACGGCACCUUCCUGGUGUUCUGGAGGAGGGGGGACGGCGCCAGGACCAGCAUCACCCUGGACUUCGGCGACGGCCACGCCCUCACCUACUCCAACGUCAGCUCCAUCGAGGACGCAUCAAACACAUCUACAAAGGCGGUGGGCAUCUACAGGGUCAGCGCGUGGGGGAGAAUGGCUGGGCUCGGAGGACCGCCACGGCUCUACCUCCACGUCAUAUGUCAGCUGGAGUAUAUCCAUCUGUCGGCUCCCUUUGUGGCGCUCAGGAAUAAGGAAGUGAACCUGACGGCGGUGCUGUGGCCCAGCCAAGUGGGAACGGUCACCUACAUCUGGUGGAUUGGAAAUAACACCGAGCCACUGAUCACCCGAGGAAGUGUGUCCUGUACGUUCUAGGAAGGCGUCAAUACGGUGACGGUGCAGGUGUCUGCAGGGAGCAGCAUCAUGCAGGACCGCAAGACCAUCGCAGUCCACGAAUAUUUCAGAUCUCAUCUUCUCGCCUUUUCAUCAAAUCUGGACGAACACAACCCCGACGUUCCGGAAUGGAGGCUGGACGUGAGCCGAGUCAUCAAGAACUCCCUGAUCCAGGCUACAAGUGUGAGGGAGGAUCAGCUUCUGGUCACCGUCCUCCCAGGUUUACCCACGGCCGCCGAGUUCUUCCUCCUGCCUGACAAACAGCUGACCGACGGCAAAGCAGACAAGACUGCAGCGCAUUUAGAACAGCUCUCAGAGGUUCUACUCAACGCCUUAAAUCAGAACCUGGUGCAGUUCACGUUGCGGCCCGGAGUCCAGGUCACGGUGUACGCCGCCCAUUUAUCAGCAGCGCCCCUGGACACCAGUCAGACCCACAGCGGCUCUGCCAUGCUCAUGCUCCUCUCGGUGGUGGUCGUGGGUUUAGCCGUGUUUGUCGUCUACAAAUUCAAGAGGAAGAUCCCAGGCCUCAACGUCUAUGCGCAGAUGCAGAACGAAAAAGAACAAGAAAUGAUGAGUCCGGCGGAUCCAACGGUGGCCACGCCCCCCAGCUCACAGCGGGACCUGGUUCAUUCUUUGGAGAUUCUGGACGCAGAGUCGACUUCGCAGCCCAUCGGAUGUUUGAAACCUCAUGUACACGUGCAGUUUUCUGCAGAACUUCCCUCAUACGUGGUCUGAUCUGUGGACUGGGUCACCAGCACCGGGUCACCAGCACCGGCCGCUCCAGAUGCAUCAUGGAUGUUUUUGUACCAUUUGGGACUGGAUGGUUUGAAGCUUUAUAACCUGUGCAUGUUCGGACCCACUGACUCUGUUUCAACUGGACAGGUUCUGCUUUUCCCCUCAACUUUAAUGGGUCUGAGAAAAACCCCUUAACUUAUCAGAGUCCGACCCUCAUCCAGAAGGAUCUCCAGCAUGACCCUGUUCAGCAGGACCAGGACCCCCCUGUUCAGCAGGACCAGGACCACCCUGUUGACCAGGACCAGGACCCCCCUGUUCAGGGUUUGGAUCAGCUGUUCGAUGCUAACGCUAACAGCGCUAGGCUCUUAUUUCUUCAUCUGAAUAGACUUUUAUUACGCAUCUUAUUGAGGUCACUUCCCAUUUAUUUAGUAAAUACGCUCCAAACCUGUGUU
Molecule: messenger RNA, 3323 nt
Organism: Sphaeramia orbicularis (orbiculate cardinalfish)
Lineage: Eukaryota; Metazoa; Chordata; Actinopteri; Kurtiformes; Apogonidae
Product: VPS10 domain-containing receptor SorCS1-like
Biological process (GO): post-Golgi vesicle-mediated transport
Cellular component (GO): membrane; Golgi apparatus
Source: RefSeq, a predicted model, not a curated record